GACGAGAUUAGCCAAAAACCCUAACCCCCAAGACCCAGUAAUCCCAAACCGUUCAAUUUUGUUUCGUCCUCGAAAGUUUUUAAUUUUCUGUUCUUUUGGGCGUAAAAGGUUCAAUUUAAUUUUAUUUCGUCUUAUCGGAAGAAUCAAAUCUCUGAAAUUGUAAAGGAGGAAGAUAAGCAUGGAAGUAGAUAGAAUUGAUGAGCGCACGCCCAACCAGCUGAGACCACUGAGUUGUUCUCGCAACAUACUUAACCGUGCUCAUGGCUCUGCCAGUUGGUCUCAAGGUAUCAACUUCAUUGUUCCUCUGCCCCCACCUUUCGAUUUACUCCUUCAGUUAUUUGAUUUUGUUGGGUCUGGCCAUUGCCUUCUGCUUUGUGUAUCAGCUUGUUGCCAUUGAUGGAUUGUCAUCGUCGUCGCUUGUUUUGUUUGUUGCUUGUCUAGGGGAUACCAAAGUUCUCGCUGCAGUUUAUGGACCAAAAGCAGGGACAAGGAAGAAUGAGAACCCCGAGAAGGCUUGCAUUGAAGUUAUUUGGAAGCCUAAAACAGGGCAGAGUGGAAAAUUGGAAAAGGAGUAUGAGAUGAUAUUGAAGAGGACUUUGCAAAGCAUCUGUAUUUUGACAAUCAAUCCUAAUACGAUGACGUCAGUCAUAAUACAGGUUGUCGACGAUGAUGGUGCAGUAUCCACAGCAUAUUUUUGUCAUUUUACCAAUACACUCCUACCUUGCGCUAUAAAUGCUGCAUGUGCUGCACUUGUAGAUGCUGGAAUCCCUCUUAAACAUCUUGCUGUUGCAAUAUGUUGUGGUUUGGCAGAAAGUGGGUAUGUUAUACUGGAUCCAACCAAGCUAGAAGAGCAGAAAAUGAAAGCAUUUAUAUAUUUGGUAUUCCCAAAUUCAGUUCUUUCGGUCCUUCCAAAUGGCUCAUUACAAAAGAAAGGUGGUGAACCUUUGGAACAUGGGAUCAUCACAUCAUUUACCCAGGGUUCCAUGUCAGUGGAAGACUAUCUUCACUGUCUAGAACGAGGGCGUGCUGCGACUUCAAAGAUGUCUGAUUUUCUGAGAAGGAGCUUGCAGCCGCAACUCCCAAGUGACUCAUCUAAAGCUGGGUGAUGUAGAAUGUUACUGAGAGUAUCUUUUGGAGAGCCCUCAAUGACUCGUCAAAUCCAGUAGUUUGAUAAUUAAACAGACGUAAUAGUUUGACUGGCAUCUUCUAAGCUAGCUGUGGCUUUGGACGACACAAAUCCCUACUCGAAAGCAUUUUGGAGUCAUUUGAGAAGAAAAGAUAUCAAUUGACAUGAAGGAAUAUGCGUUGGUUUUGCGCGAACGAGUUGGACAUAAUUAAAUUAGGGAAUGAUAUAAUAUCAACAAAAUUAGGGAGUCCUAUCCUAAUCAAACUACCAACGGGUUUAUUAUAAUCUUUUUUUUUCUUUAAUAUAUAUAUUAUUUUAAUGCC
Messenger RNA from Ziziphus jujuba (common jujube), 1449 nucleotides. Its product is annotated as exosome complex exonuclease RRP46 homolog. Gene Ontology annotation, biological process: nuclear mRNA surveillance; rRNA catabolic process; U4 snRNA 3'-end processing. Lineage: Eukaryota; Viridiplantae; Streptophyta; Magnoliopsida; Rosales; Rhamnaceae. Bases 261 to 1106 code for a protein of 281 amino acids. The transcript is spliced from 9 exons. Gene Ontology annotation, cellular component: nuclear exosome (RNase complex); nucleolus; cytoplasmic exosome (RNase complex). The record is from RefSeq and is a predicted model, not a curated record.